Molecule: messenger RNA, 1026 nt
Organism: Aspergillus luchuensis
Lineage: Eukaryota; Fungi; Ascomycota; Eurotiomycetes; Eurotiales; Aspergillaceae
Exons: 2
Coding region: 1-1026 (341 amino acids)
Biological process (GO): DNA repair
Molecular function (GO): catalytic activity
Source: RefSeq, a predicted model, not a curated record
AUGAAGUACAAAUCGCCCCAGGUAGAAAGCGAAACCGACGCAGCUGAUGCCCCCAAGCGCAAGCUCGAUCAGCGAGACCCUGGUGUCGACACCGGUGAAGGAAGUCUCGAGGUAGAGAAAGAGCAGCCGCCUACCAAAGCGUCCAAGUCAGCUGCAAACACUGCCGAAGAAAAUGACUUGAUCCAGGAGGACUCCGGGUAUAAGGACGAAGACUUCGAGGAGGAGGACGAGGAAGACAAUGAAGAAUUCGAUGAAGAGGAAGAAUACAAUGAGGCAGAUGACGAGAACGUCGACCUCGUGCAAGAACAAGGUGGUGAAGAGGAACAAGAUGGGUACGCAGAAGGCGAGGAAGAGAACGAAGAAGCAGCAGAAAGUGCAUCGAACAAGCCCAAACUGCAAAAGGUUGUCAAGGAAUUCGGUCGCCCGCCCUUGUAUGGCACCGAAAUCGCAGAGAAAGGUCUGGAGAGCUCUCCGGACACUCUACUGGCUAUGGUUAUGGACGCGAUGCUGAAGUCGCGCCCCAUCUCGCAUGACCUGACACAGCGUGCAGUCAAUAAGCUUAUCGAGGUCGGGUAUCAUGAUAUACGGAAAUUAGGGGAGAGCAGCUGGGAGGAGAGAACAAUGGUUCUCAAGGACGGGGGAUAUAAUCGCUACCGGGAGCAAGGUGCAACGAAUCUAGGCGAUUUGGCAGAAUUCGUCAAUGAGAAGUACGAUGGUGAUCUUAACAAUCUCCUGAAGAAAGCCCAUAACGACCGAGACGAAACGAGAAAGUUGAUCAAGGAGAUCAAAGGACUAGGCGACCUGGGCGUAGACCUCUUUUUCAACAAUGCCCAGGCUGUGUGGCCUUCCCUUGCACCUUUCAUUGAUGGGCGCAGUCUGGAAACUGCUGAUAAUGUCGGUCUUGGUACGGAUUUGGACGCUAUCUACGCCGAUUUAGGACGCGACUCCAUGAAUAUGAGUCGACUAGCCAAUGGAUUGUCGGCUGUAAGACUGGAGAAGAGGCAAGGUGAUCUCAUGGCGAUCUAA